Molecule: messenger RNA, 1424 nt
Organism: Dendronephthya gigantea
Lineage: Eukaryota; Metazoa; Cnidaria; Anthozoa; Malacalcyonacea; Nephtheidae
Product: coiled-coil domain-containing protein 89-like
Exons: 7
Coding region: 67-1104 (345 amino acids)
Source: RefSeq, a predicted model, not a curated record
CCGAGUUGAGCGAAAAAAUUGAAAUAAAGUAUUAAAUUUGGUAUGUCGGAACAAGUAGUGUAGAAAAUGGCCUCUUACAAUGGUGGGCGUUCUCCCAAGGAUUUACACCAUCUUCUGAAUGUUGCUCGUCAGGAUACAACAUUUUUCCCAGAGGAGAUUGAAGAAAACUUGGGAAAGUUAAAGAGUUUAUCAAAAGAUGAAACGUCUGAAAAUGCAAUGCUGCGUGAUCGUAUUGACCAACAAUCUGAACUUAUAUGCAUCCUUAAGAAACAAGCAGACACCUCUCUUAUUAAAUCCCAAACAAUUGAACAAGAAAUGAAAGAACUGCUUGCAGUCAAAGAGGAAGCAGAGUGCAAUUACCAUGAUCAAGUACGAAAAUACAGUGUACUUGAAAGAAGGUUCAAGAUAUUAUUCCAAAAUCAUGAAGAGAUAAUAAAAAUAAAAGAUGGGUACAAAGUUGUAAAUGAUGAAUUACGGAGAGAAAAUAAAAACCUUAUAACAAAGAAAGAUAAAGAAGUGACUGUAUUAGUUGAGGAAAAAAAUGAGAAAAUAAGAGAACUGGAGAUUGCUUUGGAAGCACUAAACAACAAAUUUCAUAACUGUAAUGGCCUUCUGAAUCAAUUGCAAGAGGAGUCUAUUGAAAAUGAAAGGCAUUUUAAUGAAGAAUUUGAGAAGUUGAAAUCUAAAGCAGUAAAAUUUGAAGAAAGAGCUCUUGAAAUGGAGAAGAAAGCAUUGCAGGUUUCCUCCAAGCUAUCAUUGACAGAAAAGGAAGUUACUGAGCUGCAAGAAGAUAUUUCUCACAAGACCCAAGCUACAUCUGAACAAAAAGAAACCAUAUGUAAACAAGAGCAAAAAAUUACCGAACUUCGUGGAAAAGUGCAUGAACUUGAACUGCUUUUGAAAAAGCAAAGCGAAAAAUUCGCGAAAGAAAUGGAAGAUGCAUCUGCUAAUGCCCAAGUGCGAAAGCUGAAGGCAUUGUUAAGGAAAGCUGACGAUAAAGUAGUUAACCACGAUAAGGAAUUUGAGGCAUACAAAACACACACCGAAAAGCUUUUAUUGAAAGAACGAGAAUUAAAUUCGAAAUUACGUCAAAUUAUUGGCUAAUUGAUACCUGGAAUUUGGAACUGAUAGAAAAUAUUCUAUAAUAACGGACGUAAUAAUUAACAAUUGUUUAACAAUUAUUUAAUCAAUCAGAAUUUAUUGCAAUGUAUAUAAUGUAAAAAUUUGUAAAUAUCGACUCUAAUUAUGGCACACAAGUUAAGCUACGUCCCGCGUUAUUCCACAUCUUUCACUUGUCUCGUGGGUGAAAUAAAAAAGAUCAGAUCUACUUAAAUUGCAGUUCAGUAAGAAAUCGCCUUAUUGACCGCACAUCGAAUUGCAAGUACAUGAUCCUGCAAUGGAUACUUGAAAAACUAGGGCCGGUU